Molecule: messenger RNA, 1839 nt
Organism: Ornithodoros turicata
Lineage: Eukaryota; Metazoa; Arthropoda; Arachnida; Ixodida; Argasidae
Product: endoplasmic reticulum lectin 1-like
Exons: 14
Coding region: 127-1578 (483 amino acids)
Biological process (GO): retrograde protein transport, ER to cytosol; endoplasmic reticulum unfolded protein response
Cellular component (GO): endoplasmic reticulum lumen
Source: RefSeq, a predicted model, not a curated record
UGUUCCAUGUGUUACAUGGACUUCGCGCGGUUGGGGAGGAACGACAGACGACAAGACUUGGCAAUGGAUGUUUAAACGCUAACUAACCGACCAGAUGUCGGUUUUUCGGACUUGGCGAUACUUCUUAUGUUUGUAACAUCCCGUCCCGAAGCCAUGCUUGCUGGUGAAAUCCAUCAUGCGAUCGUACUAUUAGUCUGUUCGAUACCCCUUGUCACGGCUGAUUUGAAACCGUUCGACGACUCGAUCCUGUUCAAAAUCACUUGGCCGACGGCCGAUUCGUUGUUGAAGAACAACGACUUAGUAAAUCAAAAACAAGAUGACGGAAAGGACUACGAAUCCCUUUGGGUGGUCUCUGCAGAUAAAGAGCGGUAUCAGUGCCUGUUGCCAAAAACAGUAUCGACAAAAAAGGGCGAAGAAAAGGGAGAACAAUAUCGCGGACCGACACCACUUACACUUCUGAAGCCACUCUUUGUUCGGACAUUUUGCUCUUAUAGGCUAGAACAGUACUGGACAUACGAGCUCUGCCAUGGAAAGCGCAUACGCCAGUAUCAUGAAGAAAGUCUUAUCAACAAGGUAUCUGUACAGGAGUUCUACCUUGGAAAGUAUGAUGCACAGAAGUUGGACCGUGACGAAGCAAAUUACCUAAUAGAGUACGCUUCGAAGCAAAAAGGUGGAACAAAGAAAGUAGACACAAUCCGUGUGGAAGGAUUAGAGAUGCCUUUCUUUGCAAUCAACAUGUCGGACGGAACACUGUGUGACAUCAACGGAAUGCAGCGCAGCACCCGUGUUCUUUACGUCUGCAAUGAGGAUGCUAAGAAUGAAGUCAUUUCCAUAGAAGAAGUGUCCACGUGUGAAUACCAGGCUGUGGUGCUUACACCAUUUCUGUGCAAACAUCCUGACUACAGGUUCAAUGUUGCUUCUGAGAAUGACAUCCUCUGCCUCGCGAGAGAUGGUGCCCCGUCUCAACCAAAGAGCCUGCAGCAGUUGCAGGAGGAGCUAUUGCAGUUACAAAGCCCUCCUAGUGAGUCUGUGCACAAACCAGAUCCAAUCAUGAAACCCACGUGGCAAAGCAAGAGGGUCGUCGACUCCAUGAUCGUCGAAUCGAGUUCUCCACACGACCCCAAACUAGUCAGAGACUUCCUCAGUGGUGAUCACUGCCUCUCUGGUGGCACAGGCUGGUGGCAGUACGAGUUUUGCUACGGGAAGAAAGUUGUGCAAUUUCAUGAGGAAAAAGGCAAGCCUCGAAUCGAAAUUCUUCUAGGGAUGUGGGACAAGGAAAAGCACAUUGCGUGGCUUAGUGAGCAUCCCAGACAGAAGCCCAAGCCGGGAAAGGCUCCUAGGUACAUUUCUCAUUUCUACUCCGAUGGUGAUGUCUGUGAUCUGACUGGAAGCAAACGUACUGUGGAGGUCAGACUCAAGUGUAAAGAUGUGAAAGGGCACCCUGACAGCGUCACGCUCUACUUGUUGGAACCAAAAUCCUGCGAGUACAUCUUGGGUGUGGAAUCCCCAAUCAUCUGCUCAAUAAUGGAAAACCUGGAUGAAAAUGGCUUGCAAGCGCCGGCAACGGAGAAUGUGUAAAUAACGUAGGUUCCUUUCACCUGCCCAAUUGGAUUGGAAUGUGCCUUAUGAGUCCCCAAGGUAACAUGAUGCAGUGGUGCCUUGUUUUCUAGACCACACAUUAUGAAUGACGAUGAUAAACGUAACAUUUGCAAAUUAAAAGAAACAGUCUCAAGAAAUCCCCGUUCACAUGGUGUCGAUAAGAUAAUUGUAUAUAAGAAAUGUACACUCUAAAUUUAUCGCAUCAUAGUCUCGUUGAAUAAACAAAUGGUACGAACAAAC